UGAACACGAAAAUAUUGUUUUUCGUUACACCGGCACAUCGAGACCCUCAACAUGCUGUCUUUUGGAGGCAGCCCCCAAGCGCCUGCACCAAAAUCCGGAGCCACCGAGUCUUAUAACCUGCUAGCUCUCGAUGGAGGAGGGGUACGCGGUAUCUCGAGCAUGGUGAUACUCAAGAAACUCAUGGACCGCAUAAAAGAGAUGGAGAAUGAAAAGGCCAUCCUACAGAACAAACCAAUCAACGAGGAAGAACGAAAACCAGUCGACUAUUUUGACCUCGCCGCAGGAACAAGUACUGGAGGCUUAAUCGCACUGAUGCUGUUCCGUUUGGACAUGAAAUGCAGCGAUGUGAUGGCGGCGUACCAAACUCUGGCCAAGCAAGUCUUCAGCCCCAAACUCGGGUCAAUACCUCUACAUCAGUAUGGGCGCCUCGGCAAGUGGGUUGGCGACAUUUGGCUUGGAAUCAAAGCUUUCACUGGACGAUCCAAGUUCUCGCAUGGACCACUGGAAAAAGCCAUUGACACUGUUGUUGCAACAUUUCCGCUCGACGAUGAAGACAGAGAAUUGAGAGGCAAUGCUUCGCUCCUCAAAGAGAGUCAAGGGCAAAUGUUCAUGUGUGCAACUCUGGCAGACAAAGGAGAAUCAAUCCUGUUACGCAAUUAUGCACCUCCUUUUCCACCUCUUCCGGUCUCUGCAGGAGCCGAAGAUCUCAACCUCAACAAAAUUACCAUCAAGGACGCUGCACGCGCCACCUCGGCCGCUCCAACCUAUUUGAAAGAAGUCGACAUCCAAGGUCUCAAAUUCUGGGAUGGCGGGCUACUCAACAAUAAUCCCAUUGACCAAGUCUGGGAUAACCGGGGCGACUUGGUCUCUCGAGAAGCCCCGAACCCCCCAAUCAAAUGCAUUGUGAGUCUCGGUACCACCCAUCCAGAGCACGAGAGCAGCAAGCGUCCCGGCCGAGGAAUUUCGAGGUUCUUCAACACCAUUUCCAAGACUGUCGCAUUCGUCACCAAUACAGAGGCCAAACAUCGUGACUUUGACCGCAAUAUGCGACAACACAACAGACGCAGGCCAGACGAGUCUACAGCUUACUUCCGCUUUGAUGCACCGACUGGUACCCAGCAAAUUGAUUUGGGAGACUAUCUUCGCAUGCCGAAACUUGUUGAUUACACUGAAGUGUAUCUGAGACGGGAGGAGGUUGAUAAAUCGAUCAGUGAGUGUGCGGAGAUACUUGCGAAGGAGCUUUGAAUAGUGCACAGCGAGAUUGGAGCUCUAUGCAUUGUAG
Exophiala oligosperma is the source of this 1282-nucleotide messenger RNA. RefSeq lists its product as uncharacterized. Gene Ontology annotation, cellular component: membrane. The record is from RefSeq and is a predicted model, not a curated record. Gene Ontology annotation, biological process: arachidonate metabolic process. The transcript has 2 exons. Lineage: Eukaryota; Fungi; Ascomycota; Eurotiomycetes; Chaetothyriales; Herpotrichiellaceae. Bases 52 to 1245 code for a protein of 397 amino acids.